Molecule: messenger RNA, 4488 nt
Organism: Colletotrichum higginsianum IMI 349063
Lineage: Eukaryota; Fungi; Ascomycota; Sordariomycetes; Glomerellales; Glomerellaceae
Product: Nucleoporin
Exons: 2
Coding region: 1-4488 (1495 amino acids)
Biological process (GO): RNA export from nucleus; protein import into nucleus
Cellular component (GO): nuclear pore inner ring
Molecular function (GO): structural constituent of nuclear pore
Source: RefSeq, a predicted model, not a curated record
AUGGAUCAGCCGACUGAUGCGAUCUCAUCUCUCAUCAUGCCCCUGAGAUCCCUCAUCUGUGCGAUUUCUAUCAAGCUUCUGAACCCCUCGAGAUCCAUAGAAUGUCUCGCGGAAGAGGCACCAGAAUACCGCGGAGAUGAGGACCCUUACAUCACUGCGCCCGCGGUACUCGAACAGGUGCACAACGCAAUCUUGGCGGCAGCGAAUUCAGACUGCGAGAGUCAAAGCCCUAUCAUUUUUGCCUGGACCGUUGUCGUCCAUCGCAUGUUCUAUUCACAUCAUGACCGAAUUGAGAAGCGAGACGCCCUGCAGAACCAGCGAUCCCAAGAGACAUUCGAGGCCGGUGUACUGAUUCGCCCCACCACCAAUCGUCGUCUUUCUGCAGGAAGUAUCGUGUCUCUUGAUGGCAAGUCAUUCGACAUCUUCCUCAACAACGUAGGACUGGACAAAGACCUGCAGGUUGUGGAGCAGCUCGCGGUGGCCGUGACAUCCAACGGACGAGCCUAUGAAGUACUCUCCGAGAUGGCACUCGCCAUAGGUGGUUAUAGCGACGGAGCCUUCUCGCCGCUUUUGGGCUCCAGAGUUCGGCUUGCGUAUGUUGAUUUCCUCAAGGCCACAUAUCCGCUUGUCGGGUAUCAAUCAGAUUCAGUCACCUCCCUCCUGUCAGUCCUUGGAGCCGGUCAGCAAUACUGGGACCUUUCGAGGCCCGCGCUACACCCCUCAAAUGACAUUUUGGCCGAGGUACUCCAGGACUCUACUGCAAUGGAGUACUACUUCCAUCAGGCCCUGAACCGAUAUCCUUUCGAACUCUUGCCAUUCCUCAACAUCUGCCGUACUCUGGCCAACUGCGUUGUCGCGGAUGACCGGAUGGAUACAGUGGUCAACCUUCUGCGCAAAACCCCUUCUCUCACCUUCAUUCUCCCCGACGACUACCAGCAAUACGAGCUGGCACAGGAAGAGGACAACACCAACACAUUCUACCUUCUUGAGGACAUCCCACUGUUCACACCAGCCACUGCAUGGAACAGACGAACCCGUCUUGAUGAUGCUUUCAGGAUACCGGCUGAGACAGUUGGACGAUUCGUUACAGAUACGGGCCGUGUUGUUCUUAUGGAAUACGAGCAUUCUGCACUUGCACUGCUUGGCAAGAGGCUGGAGGUUCAACUUGCGCCUGAGACUUAUCGUAGCGAGUUGGAUGCCUUCCAGCCAGAGGAGACAGCAGAGACGAUCGCCCUCUUUGCAACGCUUCUCCGAGCUGAGGUGCUCAAGUCUGAGAGGCAAGGCCUGAGCGGCGAAACGUCUCUUAAGUCCGGACUGGACUUGCUGGAGGAGAUUGGCAAACACGUCUCUGGAAACAAGGACCUUGUUGCAGUUGUUUGCGAGACUAUGGAUGCCUACAUGCAAGAUGAGAAGGCGACGGAAGGUCAAGGCAUUGCGGUCAUCAACUCAUGCGUUCAGUUCUUGCACGCAAUCCUGCCGUUGUGCCCAACCAGAGUCUGGUCAUAUCUGGCACGUUGUGAACUGCUCAACUCGGAAGCUCAAGCAGGCAAGCUUGCGAAGAUUACUGGCAACCUCGAUCUUGUUGGGGACCGAUAUGAUCUCCUGCUCUCGGCUGUGCGUCUAUUCGCUAGUCUCAUUGACAGUGUCAAAAGUAGCGCUGUUCAACGCAAAUCUGGCAACAAGCUGGUCGGCCGUCAAAAGGUCUCGAACAACGUUUGGCUGGGGGUGGCAGACAAAGUGCUGGGAAAGGUCAGUCUUGCCAUUGCCCAGGCUACGGUCGAUGUUUUCGAGACUUCGUCGACUUGGCGAUUCGGGUCGGAGCUGUACAAGACCCUGCUCAUUCGACAUGUCGUUCCUGUCAUGGACCACAUCGUCUUGUAUACGUACGGGAUGGGGGACCAAGAAAGCUCAGAGACUCUCACUGCAUGCCUGGAGCCUGCGGCGUCCUAUAUCAUCGACGCAUUUCUCUCGCCCUCGACUGGUUCUCUGAGGUUCCAGCCUCUCCUCACCACUUUGGUGAACGGCCUUCAGGUUCCUGACUCAACAUUCUACCAAGAGAGACUGGCUUCUGCACAAGAACAGCUAAUCUCGGCCUUGCGAUUCACAACCACCUUGUUGCGGGUUGCAAACCACCUCGAGCGAUCAUCAGAGAUAUUCGAGGACCAUCUCUUCAAGACAUCGUCAAUUCUGGCAAGACUCUGCGCCAUUUGCGAGCAGUUCCGGCGACCAGCGCUUCUGCUUCUGGAAGCUUUGGUCCUCAGCGCCGCCAGAGCACAUGAUGACCCUCCCUCGCUCCUGGGUUAUCUUGGCCCUCUUCUGUCUCGGUCGUUUAUCCAAGUUCUGUCACAACUCGACAAACCCUUCCUUGUCGCCGAGGACGUACAAACGACAUGGAAGUUCUUCUCCACAAUUGUACAAAAUCGUCAGCAAUGGCUGUCCAACUGUCUCCUGACGGGUAAAACACCCAGAGAUGCUCUCAAAGGCGCCAAGAAGGAUACGUCGUCUACACCCAAUUCCGUGCUCGCGACGGCUUUCGCAAAGCUCAAGGAUAUCAAGGAGCUGGAUAUUACCGAGGCACUUCGGAUCCUGGACUUUGUCGCAUCCUCCCAAAAUCACUGGCCCUGGACUAUUUUCACCAUGCAGAAGGAUUCAUCAUUUUUAGACUCGCUACGUCUAUACGUCAAAGAUCUAAGCAGCUUCACAGUGACCAGCAAGGCAGAUGCUGUCAAGGCCGCUAUCGAUGCCAAGAUGGCCGCUUACAUUGCUGAAAUAUUCGCUAUGCAACUCUACCACCUUCGCCAGAUGGGCGGCGCCGAUGUCUUUGCCAAAAGCUUGGUGGCUGACCUGGAUUAUUACCUCCGAGACGGUGUCGAGGUCUCUAGCUACAACAACUCUCUGCACAGCAACUUUGCCAAGAACUUCACGAGCAAAUACCCUGGAGUUUCGCUCGAGGCCUUCAAGCGGACAAUGUUGAGACCCGGCGAGCUUGGCAGAAGCUAUUUCUAUGACCUGGAGAGUGCGACUGAGAUGUUGAGCUUUGAUCCUGGCUGGCACGGUCGCCGCGAUAAUGGUUUCCGCAACGAAAUGGGAAUUGCGAACGCCAACCUCUCCCUGGUCGAUGCGCAAAUCUCCCUGUUCCACGCCUGGGAAUUCCUGUUGCUUGAACUCAGCAGCUCACUGCCGGAUAACGACAACAUCGCCAAGCAGAUGCUUCAAGUUGCUCAGCAGUGCCUCGAGGCGAACCGAUCCAACCAGGGCCCAGAAAACAUUUUUAUGCGCAUCGUUGAAGAGCGAGCUGACUUGAGCUUGCUGCUUAUUCAGCGUCUCGUCGGCAGGCCCAUCUCGUCUCAAGACGUCAACCAGCUUCUGGGAACGUUGUUUACCAUCAUCAGUGCCGUCGAGGAGCCUUUCAACCCUGGCUCAAUCUCGUACUACCGCACGAUUCUUAAGACCAUCUACGUCACGUUGCGCGCAUACAGUGUAGCCGACAAGAAGGGCCUCGGUGCCUCGAAGAGCGGUGGGGAGGGAUUCUCCGUCACUUUGACACAAACUGUUCUGAACCUCCUCGAUCGGGUUGUUGCCAAGGGCUUCAGAACGCUCGUUGCGCUCGUGCACGACCCUGAAGCUGCCGUUGCACCCGAAGACUUGGCUCUUCUCACUGCUAUCCUACAAGCCUGUCUCAACAUGCCGACGAUUGAUCAAUGCCAAACACAGAUCCUCAACAUCAUGGCAUCCUACGACGCCAUGCAUGCGGCGACAUCGCUGUUCUCGUGGGCAGACAAGCUGGCCAUCAAUGGCGAUCCUAUAUACGGUGAGCUGAGCUUGUUGUUUCUACUAGAGCUCUCCACCCUUCCGGCGGUGGCGGAACAAAUGGCCUGUGACGGCCUGCUCAGCCAUCUGACCUCAGCGGGCAUCACCAAUUUCAUGCGCCGCGGAAACAUCUCUCCUUUCUCCGAGGCUAUCGGACCCCAGAGAUGCUAUAGCAUGUGGGUAAAGGGUGUUUUGCCCCUGUUGCUAAACCUUUUGACCGCCCUUGGAGGUACCGUGGCGCCGGAACUUGGCUACGUUCUGAACCAAUUUCCCCUGCUUCUAAAGUCGAGCGUCGACCGAUUCGAGGCCCCUGGCGCUAGUCGAACCGCAUCAAGAGAAGCGCCACACUACGUGACGCUUCUGUCUGUAUCAGAGGUUCACUCGCUUGCGCUCUUGACAAGAGUCAUUGCUGCUCUGCGGACGGCCAACACCAGAGACAUCCCGGAGAUACAAUGGGAUGCUUCCUCGCUGUUGGAAAACAUCGACUUUUGGCUGUCGAGCCGGAAGCUGUUGCGCGACAGAUUACUGCCGCUUGGACAGCGUGAGGUUGAGUGGAAGAGCACCAAGAUCGGCACGCCUGACGAGGGUGGGCAUCUGGGGAACGCUCUCGAGAACAAGGUGCUCUCCCAAUUGGAGGCCGUGAGGGAUGUAUUGAGCGAAGACCUGGAGGAGUCUUGA